This is a messenger RNA of Phycomyces blakesleeanus NRRL 1555(-), 828 nucleotides long. RefSeq lists its product as hypothetical. The annotation marks the transcript as partial. Gene Ontology annotation, cellular component: cytoplasm. The record is from RefSeq and is a predicted model, not a curated record. Lineage: Eukaryota; Fungi; Mucoromycota; Mucoromycetes; Mucorales; Phycomycetaceae. The transcript has 2 exons. Gene Ontology annotation, biological process: autophagy; peptidyl-serine phosphorylation. Gene Ontology annotation, molecular function: protein serine/threonine kinase activity; ATP binding.
AUUAUACACAACCUAGAGAUUGUCGAUGUACUUGGGAUGGGAGGAUAUGGCCAGGUCUACCUUGGACGUCACUUGGAAACAUCUCGACUGUACGCCAUAAAGUCACUCCCCCAAACUGGACUCGACCUUCGCCAGCGCAACUUCCAGCGCACAGAAAUCAGUCUCCACAGUCGUCUCUCAGCUCACCCUCACAUCAUCGGCCUCAAGCACGUCAUUCGCCAGCCGGGGUGGAUCCAUGUUGUGAUGGAGUACGGCCCUGAGGGCGAUUUGUUCUCGUCCAUUGCAGACAAGGAUGUAUACUUUGGAAACCACGACAUCAUACGCAAAGUGUUCCUACAGCUCAUUGAUGCCGUUACUUACUGCCACGACAAUCACGUUUACCAUCGGGACCUCAAACCAGAAAACAUCCUCGUUUUCGAUGGCGGACACACCCUCAAGUUGGCUGACUUUGGACUAGCGACCACUGACCCAAUCUCAAAGGAUUACGGCUGCGGGAGUGGUUUCUACUUUUCACCAGAAUGCCAAGGAGAUCUUGCUCACCCUGCACACAGAGUAGGAUAUGCAUCUGCUCCAAAUGAUAUCUGGUCACUCGGUAUUGUCCUCAUCAACCUUGCAGCAGGUCGCAACCCAUGGCGACAGGCAUCUCUCAAGGAUGAGACCUUUAAAGCAUACAUGUCCGAUCCAGAUCUUCUGUUCAAAAUCCUACCCAUUUCCAAAGAACUCCACACUAUUCUCAAACGCACCCUGUGUGUCGAUCCUAUCCGACGAAUUGAAUUAGACGAACUUAGAGAACGCAUUGCUCGCUGCCGAUACUUUACACGCACGCCG